UGGCGAAUUUCUUAAAACCACACCGGUUUACAUUUUACGCGGAAACCAAAUACCUACCAAUACCGGUUUGUGCUGGCGAAUUUCUUGCAUGUACUUUAUAGAUAUUUUACUAUAAUUCAACGUUUAAUUAAGUAUAAUUAAGUUUAAUUAGUUAUCACUUACUCAUUAUGAUUAAUUUGCAAAAUUAUAUCUUAAGUCAAACCACGGAUCAAACAAAUUUGGUUACGUUUGGACAAAUAUGGAGGAGCAACCGAUUAAAGACAAUGGAAAAAUGGCCGUUGGUGAAUCCCAGUGCUGAGAAAAUAGCCGAAGCAGGUUUCUAUUGCCCAAAUACUGAUCAUCCCGAUCUUGUUAAAUGCUUUUCGUGUUUCAUUGAAUUGAAUGGUUGGGAACCAACUGAUGAUCCUUGGGAUGAACAUAAAAAACGUGCCCUAGUACUUAAUCCUAAAUGUAAGUACAUUGAAAUAGGUAAAAAGGAAUCAGAACUAGUUGUUGACGAUUUCUUAGAAAUUUUGAAAAGUGUGAUGUUACGCAGUGUGCAUACAACUAUUGAACAAAACAAAAAAACUGCAUUGUCUCUACAUAAAAAAAAAAAGUCAGCUCUUAAAAAAGAGCUUAAACAAAUGGGAAUGUCAUAAGUGUAAUAUGUUUGUAUUUACAAUGUAG
This is a messenger RNA of Cinara cedri, 666 nucleotides long. The record is from the annotation of a GenBank genome assembly. NCBI's taxonomy places the organism in Eukaryota, Metazoa, Arthropoda, Insecta, Hemiptera, Aphididae.